This is a messenger RNA of Xenia sp. Carnegie-2017, 1893 nucleotides long. RefSeq names its product dynein axonemal assembly factor 4-like. Lineage: Eukaryota; Metazoa; Cnidaria; Anthozoa; Malacalcyonacea; Xeniidae. Gene Ontology annotation, biological process: cilium movement; inner dynein arm assembly; outer dynein arm assembly. The record is from RefSeq and is a predicted model, not a curated record. Gene Ontology annotation, molecular function: protein binding.
GUGAAAAUUCAAAAUGGCGGGCAUGUGUAUCUUCGUAUUGUUUGUUGAAUUAAUCUCUUCGCUUGUUCUUUUUAUUUUAUGCGAAAGGACUUUGUUUGCAAAGCAUGAUUUUGGACCGUCAUUACGAGGCAAGCUGAAGGUUUGAUUUAGUUUCCAUGAUGCCAAUUCUUGUGAAAGAUUUCAUAUGGAAAGAGAGCGAGGAAGAUGUGUUUAUUGAUGUUCCAUUAAAAGGAGUCGCUCCUGGAAAAGUAGACAUAUUUUGGUCUGGCCAAUAUUUAAAGGUUAGCUAUGCACCCUUCAUUUUUGAGGUGUAUCUGAGAAGGAGUGUAGUUGAAGGUAGUAAAGCUAGCAUUGUUGAAAGUUUGGUGAAGUUCAAAUUUAAAAAAACAGAACCUGGACUAUGGUAUAGUCUUCAAGCAGAUGAAGCAGAAGACAAAACAUUUAUGGCUUCUGUUCGACAGAAAGCCAUUGAAGACUCACAUAAAAAGGCUAAACUGUUAGAAGAGCAGAAGGCAAAGGAAAAACGAGAGCUGGAAAGAUUUGCUCUCAGAGAACAGAUGAAAAAAGAUGAAGAAGAAAGGAAGAGAAUUGAAGAAGAAAAGAAGCUCAUUCGAAAAAAUGCCACAGAAAGUUUGGAAAAAUGGAAAAAAGAAACGGAAGAGAAUGAUAUUGUUGUGCAACAGAAUUCCACUUGCUUUAAAGACAAUGUAAAACAGAUUUUUAAUCAUGAUGACGGUGUACAUGCUGAUGAUGAAGAUGAUGAACAGAAAAUUUCUAGUCAAGUAAAUCUAUGUCACAUACAAGAUAAACCUAUUGAAAGUCCUAAAAAGUACAUUAAAAAAGCAAAGAAGAAGAAAGAUAUUCCACCUCCUAGAUCCUCUGGGACCAUUCAAGUCAAUUUCUCUCAUCGACCUUUCAAAACACCCUCUCGCGAAUCCAAGGCACCUGAGGAAGACGAGUGGCUUGCAAAAGUUGCAGCAGCAAGUCGAACCACAAACACUGAGAAUAAGGAUGCUGUUGAUAUAGAAGAAAUGAAUCCGUUUUGGUUAAAGGAUAAAGCAAGGUCAUUCUACAAGUCUGGUAACUUUGUAGCUGCAAUAAAUGCCUUCACUGCUGCCAUCGUUUUGAACUCAAGCAUUCCCUCGUUGUAUUCCAAUCGAGCAGCCUGUCAUCUUCAGUUGAAACAGUACAAAGAAUGCAUUCAAGAUUGCAGUAGUGCUUUGGAAUUACUCACGCCUCCUGUUGCAGCCAACGCGCUGUCGCGAUGUAAAGCGUUUGUACGAAGGGGUACCGCUCAAUCCCAACUUGAGAACUAUGUUGAAGCUCUUAGGGAUUACGAGUCUGCCCUAAAACUUGACCCGAAGAACGAGAAACUUCAAGAGGAUGCUCAGAAACUACGGACGAUCAUUCAAGGAUGUUGACCUAAGUGCAUGUGUGGAUAAGAAACUAGAAACAGUCAUUCAAGGAUGUUGACCUAAGUGCAUGUGUGGAUAAGAAGCUACGAACAGUUAUUCAAGGAUGUUGACCUGAGUGCAUGUGUGGAUAAGAAGCUACGAACAGUUAUUCAAGGAUGUUGACCUAAGUGCAUGUGUGGAUAAGAAGCUACGAACAGUUAUUCAAGGAUGUUGACCUGAGUGCAUGUGUGGAUAAGAAACUAGAAACAGUUAUUCAAGGAUGUUCACCUGAGUGCUCGUGUGGAUAAGAAACUACGAACAAUUAUUCAAGGAUGUUGACCUGAGUGCAUGUGUGGAUAUUUUGUACAGAAUUUUUUAGUUGCUAGUGCAUCCGUUUCAUAAUGUCUUUUGAUUUGAAUUUUUUUUCACGAUGUAUCUAUCAGUUUAUAUUGUAAAUUACUGUUCGUUCUGAAGUUGAACAAAGGCUUGAACCUUUGCA